GAGCAAACAGCGGAUGUCAACGCUUUGCGACAGUUCUCCGCUAUUUCCGUCACAAACACAUGCAGCAACGAAAACAUGAGAGGUCAAAAGUUAUGAUCGUAAUCUUUAACAGAGACGAGACGUAACACACAAACAUGGCCAGUUCCAUGGUGGUUGUGGGACUGGCUCUGGCAGCAGCUGGAUAUGCAGGUCGCUAUGCCAUGAAGGCCAUGAAGCAGAUGGAGCCUCAGAUGAAAAUGGCUAUUCAGAGCUUCCCAAAAACAGCUUUUGGAGGAGGGUACUAUAAAGGUGGAUUUGAUCCAAAGAUGUCCAAGAGAGAAGCUUCCCUGGUUUUAGGUGUCAGUCCCACAGCCAACAAGAUAAAGGUCAGAGAGGCACAUAGAAAACUGAUGACCCUGAACCAUCCAGAUAGAGGAGGAUCUCCCUACCUAGCAGCUAAGAUAAACGAAGCAAAGGAUUUUUUGGAUGCCGCGGGAAAGAAGUAGAGGAGAUGAAGUCAUACUUUUCAUCCACACUGACUCACAUGAGCAAUUACCAGACUUUUCUAACCGAUUGUUCUCAAAUAAAAUCACUGUACAAAUCAUCAA
Messenger RNA from Gymnodraco acuticeps, 587 nucleotides. RefSeq names its product DnaJ (Hsp40) homolog, subfamily C, member 19 (gene dnajc19). Lineage: Eukaryota; Metazoa; Chordata; Actinopteri; Perciformes; Bathydraconidae. The transcript has 6 exons. Gene Ontology annotation, cellular component: PAM complex, Tim23 associated import motor. Gene Ontology annotation, molecular function: ATPase activator activity. Gene Ontology annotation, biological process: protein import into mitochondrial matrix. The coding region runs from base 135 to 485 and encodes 116 amino acids. The record is from RefSeq and is a predicted model, not a curated record.